GAGGGGGAUGUGAUCUUUUUGGCCCGUCCCACCUUUAUCAGUUUCUUGUUAAUGUGGGAGACAAACUGUUGAUCACCACUUGGCCCUUUUCCCCCUUCUUGGAUGCUGGUUUCCAGUGUGAGAAAGGCACAGCAUACACUUAUUGCUGAGAAAAAGGAGGAAGCUGGGCGGUCAGGUUUGGUGCGAGACGGACUCGGUAGCACUGCAGGGCUCCUCCUCCGCCAUCAAGCGCGCACCGAGGCUUCCGUUUUCCGCAACCGCCAGGCAAAGAGCACGCUCCCGUGCCGCUCGCGAAGCUGCAAGGCGCAACCAUACCUUUCGGCUUGGGAUGGAAUGCUGCGCUGAGUUACGCGAUAGCCAGAGAGAACAGCUUGCAAGACGACAGUCAGGGCCAGCCUCUUCCAUACAGAGGCUUGUGCAAAUUCAAAUGGAAAAUCAGAAAGCCACCCAAGGAAGACCUGACGAUACCCCCGUCUUAUACAUUUCUCUUUCAUCAUUGGCGGGGCUGGCUGCCGUAGGACAGGGUUGCUGGCACUGUGGAAGGCUGUAAUAAAUCGCCGAAGGUGCCCCAAGCAGGCGCGUCUCCAUAAAGAAGGUUGUUAUUGUCCUUGUUCGAUCCCGCUCUGGGGGCUGCGUCUUGGGAGCUGAGGUGAAUCAACACCACACCUGGUGGGAAAUGGAAGUCUGUCACCCUGCCGCGUGGUUGAUGACUCGGAAAUCAGGUCCACGACUGUGGAACAGAGUGGAGAAAGAUCAGAGACCCAGAGUCUCAACACCAACCAAUCCUUCGAUAUAUAUGCAGCUGCCUUGAACGUAAGAAAUGCUUCAACAUGAACGAAGUAGGCCGAUUGCAAAAGGCACAGACCACGCCCCCAGACCACGGCCGAUACCCAUCCGUUAAUCCUGGGAGGAUGAUGUAAAGGUCCAGCUCGUUUUCUCUUGUUGUCUUCUUAUUCCGGAACAGCCAGUCAGUCAGUCAGUCAGUCAGUCAGCCAGCCAGCCCCCAGGCAAUGCCCUGGCCGGACCUAAAAGAACCACGGAAACACAAACACACAGAAAGAAUGAACAGCAACUGGAAAAGCAAGAGGGGAAGGAGGGACUGGUGCUAAUUAAUAUCAAUGAAGGAGGGACUGAACCCGCGCUGGCGCAUGUAACACUCCAUGCCAGGUGCUUCCGGAGCGGCGUACAUGUGGUUGUCCAUUAUCCUAGCGAAAGCCACCGUACGCACAGAUGGAUGGAUGGGUGGAUAACUGAUAGCUCUUUCACAGUCACUUCCACGACGAGAUGAUGACAGCCAGCUACAAGACAUAAAAAGGUUACAGACACAUAACUGAGGAGGGUUCGAGAUGCUUCAAUGGGCAUAUCUCAUGAUGUUGAAAAGUGGAAGGGAUCCGCACUGUCCCACCACACUGUGUUUCUACCUAAGAAGCCUCGAAGAGCCCCGCCUAAUGUCAAAGACGAGCACACGAAUCAGCGCAUUGUGUCUGAUGUCAGCGUCGCAAACACCACUAGAGGAAAGUGCGAGACUUGGGAGGUCCACACUGUGCCAGGCAUUGGUGGCGCGGGACCAAGCAUGGUCAGGUCAGGUUUCAAUAAGAGUGGAAGGCGAAACUCGAGGCUUGGCAAAGCCGAGAUGUGAACGUACCCAAUGGCAGGGUGGGCUUUUGGCCAUUUUCCAUCUGAAGUUGCUGUGUUGUUUUUGGGACGUUGACGACGGGCGCUGCUGCGGUAUAUUCGUCAUUGGCUCUUUUGUGCAAAAGUGAAGGUGGUUCCAGCCCUGUGCUCCUGGUGCUGGUUCGGUGUUGACAUCGACAAGGUGUGGUUUGACCGAGAGUCUGCUGGAGCCAACGGGUGAAAACCUAAACAGGGUCGCCAAAGUCACCAGUCGCCCGUUCCCCUUCGCCGAAGACACCAACACUUGAGCGAAACAUUCUAGGGCAAUCAACCGUCCUUUGGCCGCGGCGAAAAAUAUACGUCCCCCUUUUCCACACCCUAUCAAAGACACUCAACCACUCGAGCACCAGUGGGCGAGAGAGUUCCCUCAGCCGAGCGUACACCCAGCACCAUUCACCACACCCAGCACACCCAGCACACACCCAAGCAGCGCAGCGCAGACACCAGCGACAAACGGGGCUUGGGCUUCCUUCCCUCGCUCCAUCUUCGCGCCAACCUGCUUUCAGUGCAAAUUCCGGCUUCCACCUUCUCCAUUCCUUCCUCACCAGCAUCAUUGAGCACCUUCGACGAGAGAGACUCGAGACUCGACACUCCAACCGCCUUGAUUUCUAUCGUGUCGUCAAUCGGUCGAAUGCUGAUACCUCCGUGACGGGGCUCCCAACGGCCAGCCAGCGCGCGAGGGCUUCGCCAAAAACCCCGACGUCAGCUAGGAAUACCACUCGCCGGUAUUCACCCAGCUCGGGACGCAACCCUUUCACUUGGUGUCAAACCUUAACCACCGACUGCCUCCACCUUCCCCGGGUCAGACACGAUACGGGACCUUCCUGCCCUCGUCCUCUCCCACACUCUUCCCAUUUUCCCAAUCCUGCCACCCUCUUUGCAGAGAGUAGCGAAGCAGGACAAUGUCGACUCCGACUACUGCAACUGCGACGCUCCCUCCCUACAGUCACAGUCACUUUCACUACCCACACCACCACCAGCAGCAUAAAUCGUUCCCACAACCAAAUACCUCUGCCUACCGCUCUACGAACCCGGUGCUUCCUCCUGCCUCCCGUCUCGUUUAUCCCUCUACCUCCGGCUACAACACUCACCCGGCGACACACGCCGUGUCAAAUGGAGCGAGUCUGAUGCCCCUGGAGCCAUCGAGACACCACCCACACGACUCAGCCGACUUGGCCUCCCAUCGCUCGGAAUCGCUCUACUCAACCAUGCCGGCAAACUCGCAGUCAAGCCGAACCCAAGUGGUGACCAACCCGCCGCCGUCGUUGUCAAAAAAGAGACAGAGAGAUGUCGAUUGGAAUGAUUUCUACAAAAAUGGCCUGCCGACCGAAAUCAUCGUCAUUGAUGACUCCCCCGAGCCGGAGGAGCCAGCAACGUCCAAGAACCUGACCAACGGACAUUCCUAUGCCAGCGGCCCGACCGAUGCUUCGGUCGCCCCUCCGGCCAAGAGGAGGAGGAAAGAGACUGAUGCGGCGCCUUACGACCCUGUUCACCAUAUCGCAUCACACACCCACACUCCUCGCCAGUAUGGGUCGCCAAGCAAAUCGACAACGUCAAGUGGCCGUACCAACUCUGCCAAUCAUACCACGGCCGCUACCUCACUUGGCUCACUUUCAUCAAACGGUCAGUAUGACCACGAGUUGCAGCAGGCGAGCCAGGGCCAGAAGCGGAAAAGAACCCGGGCGCAGACGAACAGCGAGGCGAAGCGUCGCGAGGCUCUGGUCACAGAUGCUUUUGCCAGCUACAUUCCUCCUCGGCAGCCCAUCAAGAAGUCCCGAGAUGUCCCGGUCCAGAUCAUCACUGAUCCUCCGCACAUGCAGACCUCGCGGGUCGACGAUGACGAAGGUCACUACAUUGUUGUGCCGGACAAUCCCUUGACUGAGCGAUAUCAAAUGGUCAAGCUGCUUGGACAAGGCACGUUCGGCAAAGUCGUCCAAGCCAAGGACAGGCAGCGUCCAGGGAAGUUGGUCGCCAUCAAGAUCAUUCGCUCGGUGCAAAAGUACCGCGAAGCCAGCAAGAUUGAGCUCCGAGUCCUGGAAACGCUCAAGGCCAACGACCCGGAGAAUCGCAACAGGUGCAUUCACCUCCGAGACUGCUUCGACUACCGCGGCCACAUCUGCAUCGUUAUGGACCUGUUGGGUCAGAGCGUGUUCGACUUUCUUAAGAGCAAUAAUUUCGUUCCCUUUCCCAACAGCCAGAUUCAGAGCUUCGCCCGCCAGCUGUUUACCAGCGUAGCCUUCUUGCAUGAUCUCAACUUGAUCCACACGGAUUUGAAGCCCGAGAAUAUCUUGCUUUGUCAUAACGAGUACCAGACGUUCACGUACAACCGCAAGAUUCCAUCCUCGAGCAGCAAUGUUGCCCGCCAGGCCACACAAAGAAGAGUAUUGUUGGACACCGAGAUCCGGUUGAUUGACUUUGGGUCUGCAACAUUUCAGGACGAAUAUCACUCGUCCGUUGUGUCAACUCGGCAUUACCGUGCACCCGAAAUCAUUCUUGGUCUUGGCUGGUCUUUCCCCUGCGACAUUUGGAGCAUUGGAUGCAUUCUCGUCGAGUUCUUCACCGGAGAUGCCCUUUUCCAGACACACGAUAACCUCGAGCAUCUGGCCAUGAUGCAGGCGGUGGUGGACGCCAAUAUCGACACUCACCUUGUCCAGUCUGUUAACCGCCAGCCACGCAAUGGCACCAACCCAGCAUCCAGGUACUUCAAGCGGAACAAGCUUGAUUACCCGACAGCAGAUACCACAAGACAGUCGAAGAGAUUUGUCAGAGCAAUGAAGACACUUCCGGAGAUCAUUCCGCCGAACAACAAGUUCCUGAAAGAGUUCUUGGCCCUUUUACAAAAGAUCUUUGUCUAUGAUCCGGCCAAACGGAUAACGGCCAAGGAGGCUCUUAGCCAUCCCUGGUUCCAGGAACACGCUUACCCCGACGACGGAACCGAGGCUGCUCGCAUUCGCGCCGAAAAGCAGAGACUCAACGAACUCUCGGCCAUUGCGCCAUGAUGAGCAGAACGUAGGCAGCCACCCACGCUGCGCCGGAGAAGCUUUAAGCAAUUUGUCGCUGGACGUCGACAUGAAAGAAACGAAGAAGGUCACGACAAGUGAUGGGCAGUCUAGGUGAUAAUUUCAGCGUCCGAGGCGAGCAUCUCGUGUCAAACCGGGGCACAUACAGCAUACAUCAGCAAGUGCCAUGGCUCGGUGUAUCGUCAUCCACGGUUAUGGGUUUUUGGUCCGCAUUUACUGUGCGGUGGUGAUUGCACACCUUUUGGUCUGCAAAUGAGAUAUGAAGACUGGUGUUGGGGGUGGGAGGGUUUUUGGGGGAGUCGUAGGCUGGUUCAUUUUGGCAUGGUUUUAUUGGCCUUUCUUUUCUGGGAUGUGUGGUAUAAUGUGUGUUGAGGUUCGGGAGGGACUGGAGUGCUGCUCGGAUCUCAUAGAGGGAACUUGUUUCACGGGUGUUCAUGGGGUGCCUGCAACAUCAUAGUGGCUGGCGACAGAUGAAGGCUUGCCCGCUCGCUCUGCUUGAAAUGGUGAUUUCAUAUCGGUGCUGUCGUCCCCCGCAGUGCAACACGGUCAGAAAGGCUUGAUUGGUUUUGGUUCAUUUCACACAAAGUAUACCCUCGACUAUGCACCGGCGGUCGUUAUGGAUGUAUCUAGGAUCUGAUGGAGGUUUUAAAUGUGCGUUGCUCCCGCUCUCACCUCUGUUGGUGUUUUGUGAUUCAGUCUUUGCUAACAUCAUGGAGCUUUUAGCGUUAUUCGGCAUCUUACUACAUACGUUGCUUCAACCCAUAAGCGUGCGAUUCACCAACGAUAUGAUAUCUAUCAUAUACAACUGCCACGCCUGAAGGGUUGGUCGGGAAUAAUGGGCAAGGCAACAGCAACAUGGAUGGGUGUCUUGUUGGGUGGCUAUAUAGGUAGCAGACAAAUGUUUUAUUGGGGUGGUUGUUGUGUGUGUGUGUGUGUGUGUGUGUGUGUGUGUGUGUGUGUGUGUGUAUUGUUGUCAGUGUGUGUCUGGAAUAAAGACAGAAGAAAGAGGACUAUGGACUGGGUUCCUUUGUGAAGAUAAGGG
Podospora pseudocomata is the source of this 5736-nucleotide messenger RNA. RefSeq names its product serine threonine protein kinase CMGC group (gene LKH1). The record is from RefSeq and is a predicted model, not a curated record. Lineage: Eukaryota; Fungi; Ascomycota; Sordariomycetes; Sordariales; Podosporaceae. The coding region runs from base 2577 to 4673 and encodes 698 amino acids. Gene Ontology annotation, cellular component: nucleus. Gene Ontology annotation, biological process: protein phosphorylation; regulation of RNA splicing. The transcript has 7 exons. Gene Ontology annotation, molecular function: protein serine/threonine kinase activity; ATP binding.